AUAAAAUAUGUCUUUGAAUGCAUAGUUUCCAAAGUAAGUACCUUUUCUUCCUGGACAUGUAUUUUCAGACCCUUACAAAGAAAAUCAUCAUAAAACUCAAUAAUUUUCAAAUAUUAAUGGAACUGUGCAAGAAAAAACUAAUUUUAUUCAUGAAGAAUUUGAUCCAAAUUUAUUAGACUCAAUGAAAAUGGGAACACCUCCAAAUCUCACUUACGGUAGUAGAUAACCACCUGAAAAUGAUUAUAUUCCAAGAAUUUAACCACCUUGGUUGAAAUAUGAUCGAGCUGUUUUACGAUUUUAUUCUUACUUCUAAGAAUCAGUAGUAGAAAAUCCUAAUGAAAAUUAUAGAAUUAGAUAAGUUAUUAUCUAUUAUUACCUUUCUGAUGGAACUAUUCACGUAACUGAGGUAAUAAUUUAAAUAACUGAUAGCCUCGAAUAUAAAAUUCAGGCAUUCCUUAAGGACUUUUCAUAAAAAGAUAGAAGAUUCCUAAGAAAUUAGGAAAACAAGAUUUUUAUACAUGGGAAGAUCUCUAAUUAUGCUCAAACAUAAAUUUCUAUGAUAGAGUAUAAUUUUUAAUGAAAUAAGGUUUAUCGAAUUUGUGAUUGCGAUACAUUCACCAGAGAGUUUUAUGAAUAUAUGGGUAAACCCUUAUCAUUGCCAGAAUAAUUACCAAGAGAUAACUUUUAGGCUCAGAAAGAAACAAAAGACUUGAAAAUCAAUCCUCCAGACACAAAGGAAUAUAAAGAAUACUUUGAAGUAAAACUAGGAGGAGGACAUCCAAAUGGAGGAUUAAAUAAAUAUUUAAGUAAUGAUAGAAAAGUGUUAUCUUUUGAUAUUAUAUGGGAUGAUUCUUCAAUAGAAGGCUAAUUAAAUUAUUAUACACUUAAUUAUUAUUUGGCAGAUGAUACUUGUGAAGUGAAAGAAGUUAGAAAACAAAAUUCAGGAAAGGAUCCUUAUCCACUAAUGUUAAGAAGAUAAAAGAUACCUAAAUAACCAAUUUUAACGCAUUAUCCAGGAAUGACACUAAAAAAAGAGGAAUUUUAUAGUCCUUUAGAUUUAAUUUGUGGGAACUAAGUAAGAAUAUACGGAAGAGAUUGUUUUAUUUAUAAUUGUGAUGAUUUUACGAAAGAAUAUUACUUAAGGGUGUUAGGAAUAUAAUAGAAGUAAUUAAUAAAUAAAAAUAAAUAGACCGGCCACAUUGAAGUAGGAGAGAGGAAAGAAGUUUUAUUAACCAGUGCCUCCAUAUAAUGGAUAUGGAUAUGAAGAAGAUUCUUUAGGAUCUGUUUAUUCACUUUAACCUAAACCUCCUAAAAAAGAUGUUCGAAAGAAUUUCACUUAAGAUUAAUUCAUUUUAAGAUUUGAAUCAAGAUUAAUUAGCGAAGUAAGAGAAGAGAAUUCCAGAAGGUUUAUUAUUUCCUUUUAUUGUGGAGAUGAUACUGUUUAAGUGUAUUAAACAUCAGAAAGAAAUAGUGGAAUUUGGGUAAUAUUAUUUAAUCCUAAUAAUUAAGGGAGGUAAAUUCUAAGAAAGAUCUAGAUAAAAGAAUCCAUUAACUAAUGACUAUUAUACUGAAAAAGUAUUAUUGUUUAUUUUACUCAGGAUUUUCAAUUAGGUGCAAUCGUUUAAUUUAAUGUUUACAAAUUUUAAUUGAUGAGAGCAGAUGAAUUUACUGUUAAUUACAUGAAAUAAAAGCCUGAUGUUUUUAAAGAAGCUGAUAUUAAAUAAAUUAUAGCAAAGUUAAGAAUGUUUGCUGACAAUUAUCCUAAUUUUGAUUCCUUUUUAUUAGAUCUAAUGAAGUAAAUCAUGUUUCUAUAUAUUCUCUUAGAAAACUUGAUAAAUAAUUAAAAGGUUAAAUUGAAUUUGAAGAACUUGCUACUGGAUUAUAAGAAUUAGGAUUCAAUUUAACUCUAUAAGAACAAUAUUAUUUAAUGAGAGAAUUCGAUAUCAAUGGAGAAUGGAAAUUAAAUAUGUAGUCAUUUUGGGAAGGAAUAGGAGGCAAAAGAUCUUGAAAAUAAAUUUAUUA
Messenger RNA from Paramecium sonneborni, 2022 nucleotides. Lineage: Eukaryota; Ciliophora; Oligohymenophorea; Peniculida; Parameciidae. The record is from the annotation of a GenBank genome assembly.